AUGUUCAUCCUGACCAAAAUCGCCGACUUGGUGCAGAUUGCGCCGGCAGACUUCUCCAAGCGGAGCAAGGAAGCCAUUGAGGACAAUAUCAACGCAAAAUACUCCAACAAGGUCAUUCAGAAAAUCGGCCUCUGCAUAUGCUUGUACGACCUGCAAUGGGCUUCAGAGGGUCUCAUCGGCCAUGGCACCGGCCUGGUCAACGUCAAUGUUGAGUUCCGCAUGGUGGUGUUCCGUCCCUUCAAGGGUGAGGUCAUGAUGGCCAGAAUAUCAACCUCUACGCCUGAAGGCAUCCACCUGCAAACGGAUUUCUUUGCCGACAUCUUUGUGUCGUAUGAGUAUCUACCCCCCGGGGCCGAAUUUAGCCACAGCCAUCAACUCUGGGUCUGGAACGUUGAUGAAGAACAACGCCUUCUUUAUGAAAUGCACGAAAUGGUCCGGUUCCAGGUCAUCGACGAGGAGUGGCACGACCAAGCGCCAGCUGGACCAAAACAGCAAGAAGCAUCGGAGGCCACGGCGCCAUACAGGAUCAAGGGCAGCAUGAUUGCUGAUGGAUUGGGCCUGUGCCUCUGGUGGGACUAG
This is a messenger RNA of Fusarium keratoplasticum, 579 nucleotides long. RefSeq lists its product as uncharacterized. The coding region runs from base 1 to 579 and encodes 192 amino acids. Gene Ontology annotation, biological process: DNA-templated transcription; transcription initiation at RNA polymerase III promoter. Gene Ontology annotation, cellular component: RNA polymerase III complex. NCBI's taxonomy places the organism in Eukaryota, Fungi, Ascomycota, Sordariomycetes, Hypocreales, Nectriaceae. The record is from RefSeq and is a predicted model, not a curated record. The transcript is spliced from 4 exons.